GAGAGUUGUCUAUUGGCAUCUACCUAGCAUCCCAGACUCGAUUCUCAGCAUCUUUACAAUGGUACGUACAUCCUCUCCCGCCACCUGAUCCGGUGGCCCUCCUUUCUCUCACCUCCCUCUAUAAAACCUCCUCUCUCUCUCUCUCUCUCUCUCUCGCCUCCCUCCACUAACCCAAAUACAACACAAACUCUUUCUCUAUCACCAAUUUACUCCAUUUAGUGAGAGAGAGAGAGAGAAAGAUGAAUGGCUUGGAUUCACCGCUCGAGGCCCUGGCCUUCAAUUACCUGAGUUUCGCUUUCUCAACGGCCGUCAACAACGUCUGGACAUGGGUGGUCGCAGUCAUUACGGCGGCCGUUAGUUUCUGGCAGAUCAGAGCCGCCGGUUGUGCUGGUCCCGCGAAAUCCCAACCUGACCGCCGUCGGAUUAGCGAGCCGAUUACUACCGUUUCAACGACGACUACGGCGGUGAAUUUUGUACUGGAGACCGAUGGCGGUGCCAAUGAAGGAAGGAGGAGACUCAGGAGAGGGAAAUUCACUGUUUAUUAUGAUGAGAUCAGUGAGGGCGUGGAGGGCGAUUCGACGGCGGAUGACGGCGGUGAGGGGUGUCGUUGGGGUGGGGAUUGGGAGAGAGGGUUGAGAAUGAGAGUGGGGGAGGAUGUGAGUUUGGGGUGGUACCGUAAUCAGGAUUUGACGGUGAUUGACGGUAACGUCGUUAGGUUAUGGGAUUGGGGAUGCUGAUUGUGGUAAUUAACGGGAAUUUAACUUAAACUAGUUGUAAUUAGUGUUUGGUUAUUCUCAGGUAGUGGUGAGGGGUGUUUAAUUUAAUUUGGUUAAUUAUGGUUUUGGAUUAGGAAGUUUGUUAAGAAGAGUCAUUGGUUUUGGUAAUUAAUAAUUAAUGUACCUGAGGCCUUUGAAUUGUGUAUACAUCUAUAUAUGAUUUCUAAGCAUUUCAUAAAA
Messenger RNA from Rhododendron vialii, 956 nucleotides. RefSeq lists its product as uncharacterized. The record is from RefSeq and is a predicted model, not a curated record. Lineage: Eukaryota; Viridiplantae; Streptophyta; Magnoliopsida; Ericales; Ericaceae. Bases 240 to 737 code for a protein of 165 amino acids. The transcript has a single exon.